Messenger RNA from Cornus florida, 978 nucleotides. Its product is annotated as auxin-responsive protein SAUR71-like. The transcript has a single exon. The record is from RefSeq and is a predicted model, not a curated record. Lineage: Eukaryota; Viridiplantae; Streptophyta; Magnoliopsida; Cornales; Cornaceae. Gene Ontology annotation, biological process: response to auxin. Bases 117 to 596 code for a protein of 159 amino acids.
UCAAACAAACAGGAUUCAAACGCAAAACUAUCCUCUCUAGCUACGUGUUUGUCUACUUAUAUAUAUAUACACACCCACACCCAAAAAGAUACACAACACUUUCUCCGUUUGAAAAAAUGUCACCGGGUAUCGGAAAAUGCAACAAAAUCCGUCACAUUGUCAGAAUCCGGCAGAUGCUCCGGCGUUGGCGCAAGAAGGCGGCGUUAUCGUCAUCAUCGUCAUCUAUACGUGUCCCCGGCGUCCGUGUGCCGUCCGAUGUGCCAGCGGGACACGUGGGUGUCUGCGUGGGAACCAGUUGUAGGAGAUUCGUGGUGCGUGCGACGUACCUGAACCACCCCAUCUUCCAGAAGCUCUUGGUUCAGGCAGAAGAAGAGUACGGCUUCACCAACCAAGGCCCGUUGGUCAUACCCUGCGACGAGUCGCUUUUCCAAGAGAUUCUCCGAUUCGUGGCCCGAUCCGAGUCUGCUAACUCGGCCCGGUCCGUCAACCUCGAUGACUUCCAGAGAUGCUGCCACGUGGGCUUCAGAGAGAAUCUUGAUAUUUUGGCUGAAUCUCGACCGUUGCUUCAUGGGUUUGCUGAUAAAUCAGUCUGUUAAGUGGGACCUCACUCGGUGGCUUGACCUGGUUGAUCCGGUUUGACUCGGCCGAGUUGAACGAGUUUGUCAAACUAACUGAAUUCAACUAUUAUUUUUUUAACCGUUUGAUGAUUGAGUUUGUUUUCUUUUACUUCUUUUCUUUUUUUUUUUCUUGGGCCAGUGACUCAUUGAGUGAGUUGUGCUUGGAGAUGGCAAAGUUGUGGUUGUAACUCAACCGAGUCGUCCCGAGUUCAAGUAUUAUGUUUAUCGGGUUCUCUUGUAAUUUUUUUUAUUCGUUGCUGAGUAGUUAGUAGUAGUAAUUUGUAGGAAUUGUAGAGAUAUUUAAAAAGGUGUUUUGGUAUUAACUACAAAGUUUAUGGAAAUAACAAUUAUAGUUUGUGCA